Anisakis simplex (herring worm) is the source of this 621-nucleotide messenger RNA. The record is from the annotation of a GenBank genome assembly. NCBI's taxonomy places the organism in Eukaryota, Metazoa, Nematoda, Chromadorea, Rhabditida, Anisakidae.
AUGUCGUCUCGCGGUCGUGACAAGACCGGUGGUAACACCGAACCAAUGCCAUUCGUUCGUAAAUUUGGAGCCGCCGCAGCGGCGGCCGCAGCAUCGGGUGAAUCAACCGCAUCGUCGGGGGCAACUGAUAAUAAGUCGUCAGCCAUUGAAAGUGAGAAUGGAGUGACACCCACCAAAACCGCAUCGUCCACUACAGCCGUGUCGUCGACACGUUCCCGAUCACGCUCGCACUCUCGAUCCCAUCGCAGCAGCAAACGUCACAGCGGUCGCAGAUCACGUUCACGUGAGAAUGGCUCCAGUAAACGCCACUCACGCGAUCGACGUUCCAAAAAGAGUCGCUCUCGGGAUCGUUCCGGCUCACGAAGUCAUCGGAGACGUUCGAAGAGUCGCGAUCGAAGAAGUCGCAGUCGUAGCAGAAGGAGUCGAAGCCGCAGUCGGGAUCGUCGCAAACGUAGAGAUCGUUCGUCUACGCCAAAGCAUGAACCUACUGCAGCAGAAAUAGCACAAGAAGCGCAAGGCAAUGAUAUUGUGGCUACUGCUCUGGCAAAACUGAAACAAGCACAGCAAGGUAUAUUACCGAUACUGGCCAGGCCCGACAUUGGUGAGUAUUCGUUUGCAGUU